Molecule: messenger RNA, 1299 nt
Organism: Nakaseomyces glabratus
Lineage: Eukaryota; Fungi; Ascomycota; Saccharomycetes; Saccharomycetales; Saccharomycetaceae
Gene: TUF1
Product: translation elongation factor Tu
Biological process (GO): mitochondrial translational elongation
Cellular component (GO): mitochondrion
Molecular function (GO): GTP binding; GTPase activity; translation elongation factor activity
Source: RefSeq, a predicted model, not a curated record
AUGACUGUAUUGGUGCCAAGGUUGUUGCCAACUGCUAUGAAGUUGAGACCGCUAUGGUCUCAAGCCAGCAGAACUUUUGCUACUUCUAUGCGUCUGAAUGCUGCUGCUUUCGACAGAUCAAAGCCCCACGUUAAUAUCGGUACUAUUGGUCACGUCGAUCACGGUAAGACUACAUUGACAGCUGCUAUCACCAAGACAUUGGCCAAGAACGGUGGUGCUGAUUUCUUGGACUACUCUUCCAUUGACAAAGCUCCAGAGGAGAGAGCCCGUGGUAUCACUAUCUCUACUGCCCAUGUCGAGUACGAGACCGCCAAGAGACAUUACUCCCACGUCGACUGUCCAGGUCACGCCGACUACAUCAAGAACAUGAUUACUGGUGCUGCCCAAAUGGACGGUGCUAUCAUCGUUGUCGCCGCCACCGAUGGUCAAAUGCCACAAACUAGAGAGCAUUUGCUGUUGGCCAGACAAGUCGGUGUUCAACGUAUCGUUGUCUUUGUCAACAAGGUGGACACCAUCGAUGACCCUGAAAUGUUGGAAUUAGUGGAAAUGGAAAUGAGAGAAUUGUUGAACGAAUACGGUUUUGACGGUGACAAUGCCCCUAUCAUUAUGGGUUCCGCUUUGUGUGCCCUAGAAGGUCGUCAACCUGAAAUUGGUGAGCAAGCUAUCAUGAAACUAUUGGACGCUGUUGAUGAAUACAUUCCAACCCCAGAAAGAGACUUGAACAAGCCAUUCUUGAUGCCUGUUGAAGACAUCUUCUCCAUCUCUGGUAGAGGUACCGUCGUCACUGGACGUGUCGAAAGAGGUAACUUGAAGAAGGGUGAAGAAGUUGAAAUUGUUGGUCACAACACUACCCCAUUGAAGACCACCGUUACUGGUAUCGAAAUGUUCAGAAAGGAAUUGGACCAAGCUAUGGCUGGUGACAACGCCGGUAUCCUAUUGAGAGGUAUCAGAAGAGACCAAUUGAAGAGAGGUAUGGUCAUGGCCAAGCCAGGUACCGUCAAGGCUCACACCAAGAUUUUGGCUUCUUUGUACAUCUUGUCUAAGGAAGAAGGUGGUAGACAUUCUGGUUUCGGUGAAAACUACAGACCUCAGAUGUUUAUCAGAACCGCAGAUGUCACUGUUGUGAUGAAGUUCCCAGAAUCUGUGGAAGACCACUCUAUGCAAGUUAUGCCAGGUGACAACGUCGAAAUGGUCUGUGAACUAGUCCACCCAACACCAAUGGAAGUUGGUCAACGUUUCAACAUCAGAGAAGGUGGUAAGACCGUUGGUACUGGUUUGAUUACCCGUAUCAUCGAGUAA